AUGACCAGAUAUGAUUUCACGCAAGCAGGUUUGGAACUGGGACCGGCAAUGAGACUCGCAAAAGAAGCCAAUGCCUUUAAAGCCACCACGCCGAAGCGGUCAUUCUCAUCGUACCACAGUUUGAGCGAGGAGCUGGAAAAAUACGGUAUUGAAUCCGAAGGCAUCGAUGCAAUUCCGUUAUUCAACCCACCAGCCUAUAAAAUUCAGGAUAACGAUAAGCAUUUCGAAGAAUGCAUCACAGAAAUUAGCAUAAGGUUAAGGGAUUAUGGUGAUUUGAAUCCAGACAGUUUGGAAGCCGUGCGUAAUGAAUACGUUGUUGCAAUACUCCACGCUGCACUCCAUAUUGUCAGGGAUGAUACAAAAAAAAAGUUUAGUAUGCGACCUCAACAGAAAAUUAUCGAUGAAGAAAGUUGUGGGUGUGUCGAUUACGCAAUUAAGGAUUCCGAGGCCCUUAUUUGCAUCACGGAGAAUAAACAACAUCAAAUUCCCCUGGGUUUUGCUCAGAACAUCAAACAGCUGGAAAGUUCGGUUGAAACUAACAAGAGAAAACGUAAGCGGGAUGAAGCAUUUGGCGAUGAUUUUGAUUACAUUUAUGGUAUUGUAACAACGGGACGAGAUUGGCACUUUCUACUAUAUAGUCCUGGCGAAAUUGCACGAAGUAAACCUGCCUGUACAAUCGAAUUUAACCAAGAAGCCUUGGAUAAGGACUCGGAAGAAUAUCAAGCUUUGCAUAAGAGUGUGAAAAGAGUUUUGGAAACGAUUGUUGGUUUGUUAAAGGAUCGGGCGUGUGUGGAAAAAUUGCCUUCAAGUAAACGAACCAGAGUAGAAGAAUAUCGCUCGAAAAGAUGA
Paraglomus brasilianum is the source of this 849-nucleotide messenger RNA. NCBI's taxonomy places the organism in Eukaryota, Fungi, Glomeromycota, Glomeromycetes, Paraglomerales, Paraglomeraceae. The record is from the annotation of a GenBank genome assembly.